GCAUGCUUUUAUUUUGAUAUCUCGGUAACGUGACCCGGAUGUAAUUUAGAGUAGCUUUAGCCAGUUAGCUAGUAGAAAUUGUUGUACGCAUGCAAACAUAACAGCGGCAGACGGUAUCAACCUGGAUGCUGAUGUGGCCCCUCUGACGUCCUGGUCCCAUCUAAUCAGCUCUCCAGUCCCCGCGGCACUGAAACCAUGUCCAGCCAGACCGGAGUGACGCCCUCCCUGCGCUUCGGCCAGGUGGUCAUUGGACCCCCAGGCUCUGGAAAAACCACUUACUGUCAAGGAAUGCAGGAGUUCCUUACUCGCAUGGGGCGCAAGGUGGUCGUGGUGAACAUGGACCCUGCCAACGAACAACUACCGUAUUCCUGUGCGGUGGAUAUCUCAGAGCUGGUCACUCUGGACGACGUCAUGGAGGGUUUGAAGCUUGGGCCCAACGGUGGGCUCCUCUACUGUAUGGAGUAUGUUGAAGCAAAUCUGGACUGGUUAGAAAACAAGCUGAAACAGCACAGUGACUGUUAUUUCUUGUUUGACUGUCCUGGACAAGUGGAGCUCUACACCCACCAAAGUUCAGUAAAGAAUAUAUUCUCACAGCUGGCCAAGUGGAAUUUCAGGCUCACAGCAGUGCACCUUGUGGACUCGCACUACUGCGCUGACCCAGCCAAGUUCAUCUCUGUGCUGUGUACCUCCCUGUCCACCAUGCUGCAUGUGGAGCUUCCACACGUCAACAUCCUCUCCAAGAUGGACUUGAUUGAGCAGUAUGGCAAGCUGGCCUUCAACCUCGACUUCUACACAGAAGUCAUGGACCUGACCUAUCUUCUCGAUCAUCUGGCUGCAGACCCCUUUUUUAAAAAAUUCCACCGUCUAAAUGUAAAGUUGGCAGAGGUCAUACAAGAUUACAGCCUCGUCUCCUUUGUGCCUCUCAAUGUACAGGACAGAGAGAGCAUGAUUCAGGUCUUACGAGCAGUGGACAAAGCCAACGGCUACUGCUUUGGAGACCUAGAGGAGAGGAAUCUGCAGGCCAUGAUGUCAGCUGCUGUGGGGGCAGACUUCCAGUUUGACUCUACUCUUGGAGUGCAAGAGCGGUAUGUUGAAACCAGCGGAAAGACUGUGGAGGAGGAAAUGCUGGAUCUGUAAAUUGAAAAGCCCAAAUAACAGGACAAAACUGGUUGCCUUUUUAGCAUCACUAUACCAGGGGAGUCUUGGCAACAUCCAUCUCACUUGGCCUGAAUUCUGAGCCUCUCUACAAACGCAGUGGAGAGAUAGGAACUAAAUUUGGGCGCUGAAGAUGCUUCAAGGUUGCACCACACCUCAUAAAAAUCACGAUGAGGAUGACUGAAGGGAGUAAAUGCAGAGCUUUUCUUCAGUUAUUGUUGUGAGUGGUGUGAUUUUUGUAUUUUUUGCAAGGAAAUCUUCAAUAAAUGUCAAUACAUUUUCUUAAAAUGUAUUAAAUGUAAGGGCCCUCAUUUAGGUUUUGUUUUGUUAGAUGUGGAUUGUUCCAUAUUUUUGUGAACACUCAGGUAAAAUGUCCAUGGGUAAAUCAUAUUCAUACUGAAACAAUAAAGUAACUGCAAUUAAUAUAAA
This is a messenger RNA of Perca fluviatilis (European perch), 1584 nucleotides long. RefSeq names its product GPN-loop GTPase 2 (gene gpn2). Gene Ontology annotation, molecular function: GTPase activity. The record is from RefSeq and is a predicted model, not a curated record. Gene Ontology annotation, cellular component: cytoplasm. The coding region runs from base 196 to 1137 and encodes 313 amino acids. The transcript is spliced from 6 exons. Lineage: Eukaryota; Metazoa; Chordata; Actinopteri; Perciformes; Percidae.